GAAAGACGUCGCGAGGAGAGCUGAUCAAAGUGGAGAGCAGAAUUGUAGCUGUGUUAUGCGUCUGCGAAAACAAAACGUAAGAAAGGAGUGAUAGCAGAUAAAUUCUGCCUCAUCGAAGUCGCAUGCAUACUGCUGUACACACUAGAAGUUGUUGGAGCCGCUCAGCCAUCAAAGAAUUCGUACUGAAGAUAUCAUGACCUUCAUCUCGAUCAAAAAUCGAAGUGAAAUGAACGUGAAUAUGCGAAGUUCAUCCACUGCUUUUCUAUUUGCGUUCCUGAACGGUAUUUCUCGUUCCAACAGCAUCGCAAAUGUGAGAAUAACGUCGUCUUCUUCAAAGAGCGGUCAUGAAGUGCAUGAGCGGCAUCUCAAAGGGCAUGUUGACAGGCACGACAUUUUCGAACGCGGCGACGAGGGAGACAAUGAGAACCCCGACAGCUACGCGAGCGAAGUACGCGAGGUGUAUCAUGACGGAGCUCCAGCAAGAAGUGAACUCGAAAUGCUUCCUGAAGGUCUACAAGGCUCCGCAGACAAAGACAGCGACGCGGAGGCUCAAGAAGCGGCAAGAGACGCAGGGGGCGACAACACGGAAGCGCAGGGACAUGCAGCCGACGCAGGAGGCGACUCGAAGGCCGCGGAAGAAGCAUCGGCCACUACUGAACGCAGUGUUGAAAACCAGGAAAAAAGAAAAACCGAUAAAGAUGAAAACGGUGAUGGGGAAUCGACUAAGACCACAGAAAAGCAAGGCGGUGAAAAUGCGGUUGCCGUCGAGGCCCCUCAAAAAAAGGAGGACGCACGUUCAGGUGAGACCAAAAAAGAGGAAGACGCUAAACCUAAGGAUACAAGCGGAACCACAACCACACACGCGGAUACGGAAGAUGCUGCAGACGAGAAAACCAGGUCGACUCCCACAGACGGUGCACAGGAAGAUGAAAGUCAGGAGCAAGCUCUUAGUGGCGCAUCAGCAGCCCAAAAAUCGGAUAGUGGAUCUGGCAGAGGUGUGGCUGAAAUGGCUGCUAAAACAGAGGAAGCGGAAGCACAACUCCAUUUAGCCGAUGCUGUGAAGAAUUACCGUCACAUUAUGAGAAGAAGGAGGAGAGCGUUUUUCACAUCUGUCGCUUAGUUCUUUGAGAGUCGAAUCGGACAAUCAUAGUUCUUGGAAGGAUGCAAAAAGCGCUAUCCCCAUUUUUCAUGUACGUGGUGGACUCAUUGCAGGAUGAACUGUUCAGUUUCGCUGCUGACGCUCGUCGGGACUUAGUAAGGGAGGAGGCGAAGAUGCAUCGAUUUUCUGAUCACAUUGCAGAGCGCUUCGCCAACAUACACCGAGCAGCGCUUUUCGAGCCAAGUAGAAUAAACUAUGGCGAGAGGCACAACAGAGGAGCUCCUUAACGCCUUUGCAUCGCCUCAGGGAGGACCUUGAUGCAGCAGUAUAGGCAUGCAAUGGCUAGUAUAGGCAGCAGUAUAGGCCGUAGACUUAAUCCCAUAAAAUGGCCACGUAGAAACCCAACCACCGGUGCGGUCGUUACAGAGUUCCUCGUGCUGCGCAAUGUCGCUGGAGGGAUCCGCGGAGAGAGCAACAGUAGUGGUUCUUGAUUCAAAUGAUUUGAAACUACUGUAGGGAACAACAGAUGAUUUUCGUCGUAGAGAAUGUGGCGAGGUCGCACCUGAAUAAGAUAAAUAAACUUCGACAUGAGACACUUUCUGAUGUUGUGGUGUCUGAAGCGUCAACAUAGCGUUAGCGACUUCUCUCUACCACAAGAUUAUCAUGAAACGUGCGCUGGCAUCAAGCCGGUGUAGGCAAAUGACCUCACAGUGUAGACAUAGAAUGCGCUCGCUACAACUAGCGAAUCCCUGCUCGCGAG
Messenger RNA from Amoebophrya sp. A25, 1859 nucleotides. The record is from the annotation of a GenBank genome assembly. Lineage: Eukaryota; Dinophyceae; Syndiniales; Amoebophryaceae.